Mesocestoides corti is the source of this 984-nucleotide messenger RNA. NCBI's taxonomy places the organism in Eukaryota, Metazoa, Platyhelminthes, Cestoda, Cyclophyllidea, Mesocestoididae. The record is from the annotation of a GenBank genome assembly.
AUGGAGCGCUUUGACAGACUGCUGGUUGAACAACAACAAGCAAUCCAACAGACGACUUCCCGAGUUCAACAGUUGAGGAAGUACACCGCCGACUAUAUGCAGCUAAAGUUGAAGCUCGAAACUGCCUCAAAAUGCUUAAGUAAGAAGGCACUUAUCCCCUUUUCGCCUCGGGCUCUCGUACCAGCUCGCCUCAUUCACACAAACGAAGUUCUUAUCUACCUUGGAGGAAACGCGGAGCACUUUUGUGAGGCUUCCACAUUUCAAACUUUAUCGAUAAUUGAUAAACGAGUGGAGCGCAUUCAAGGCGAAAUCAAACGGCUCGAGGAGCAACACAGACUGCUUGCCGAUAGAGAAGCGUUUACUCGAAGGUUAGUUAAAGGUGAGCAACCCCACAGCGUCUUUGACAACAAUAUUGACGGUGAAGGAGAAAAAGAAUUUGAAAUACGGGAGGAAUACGAUCCAGAAAAAGAAAAAGUGUGGCAGGCCAAUCAUAAAAGGCGCGUAAAUGACGAACGAGAACAAAGACGAGCUGCGGCCCAAAUCACUUCCAUAUGUAGUCGAACGGAGAAAUCUCAGGUUGGGACGCCGCUAAAGGACUCUUACUAUCUCCCAGACAUAGUUAUCCUUCAUUCAGAUAAUCCGGCAUUACCGGUGAACGCAAACAUAACUGACUGGCGGAGCGCCUCACCUGCUGAUGUGGUUGCCUACACCAAGAAAGAGCAUGCGAAGUCAAGGCCGCCAGCACAUCUCAAAUCCGGAGCAAAUUGUGAGGAAAAAACACCUAGUACGCAAACAGGCGAUUCGGUGCUUUCCUGUGGUGACAUUGCCCGCGAGACAACAUCAUCACUGUCUUCCUACUCCCGGGUAGCACCUUUCUCCGACGUUACUGAGCAUGAACCGAUCUCGAGUGAGAAGCCCAAACACGAGGAGAAAACAGAUGGGUUAGUCUCAAAGUUCCGUUUACGAAGGGACCAAAAAACGUGA